AUGGCAGACCGUCGUCGACAGAUCCGCAUACCCAUCGACAAGGGCGCCCUAGAAAAGGAUGGCAGCCUGGACGACAAACAUGGACCACGCUAUCUCAUUGUCGACCAGAACUGGAAGAUGUCUGAUUUUCCCGAUCCCCUCGCUCCCAAGCCUAACAUGACGGCUAUGUGCCCUCCUGGUAUGAGCAAGGACCAGGAAAGCCGACUUUGGGAUCAGCUCCAGAAGUACAAGGAGACGGCUAAGAAGCUGGACAAGUAA
Molecule: messenger RNA, 258 nt
Organism: Scedosporium apiospermum
Lineage: Eukaryota; Fungi; Ascomycota; Sordariomycetes; Microascales; Microascaceae
Exons: 2
Coding region: 1-258 (85 amino acids)
Source: RefSeq, a predicted model, not a curated record